UCUCCACUUUCCUUCAUUUUCCUCCCUCACUUUCUCUCUAAUCCUAACCCCUCUCUCUCUCUUUCUCUUUCUCUUUCUCUUUCUCUUUCCUUUCUGAGCUGAGCAAAUUCAAAGACCAAAGACACAAUAGCACCCUUUUCUGGGCUUCUGAUUGUAGACUUUUUUCUCUCAACCUUUCCUCCAAAAAAACACUACACUCCAGCUGUGUACAACAAUUUUAGGUUGUUUUUCCCACCUUAAUUCUGGUUUUUCUUGAUCAUUCCAUUCUUUUCUUGGAGGGUUUCAUCUCCAAUUCUCUGCCAUGGAGAAAGACAGCAUGUUCUUGAGCGAUGAAAGCACAAUGCCAUAUGGGAUUGGAAUUCAGGCCAAUGAACUGCACAACUGUUUCUUCAAUCCUAAUUGGGAGAGCCCAAUGGAUCAGAGGGACUUGUUGGGGUCUUCUCUAAGCUCAAUGGUGUCCUCUCCUAGUAAUGGUGGAAAUGGGAAUUUUGUGCUGAGAGAAUUGAUUGGCAGAUUGGGUGAAAUUUCCCCUUCCUAUGCUGAUAACACACCAUUGAGCUCACCCCCAAAGCUCAGCAAUAUUUCAAUGGUGGAUCAUCAUCAGGGUCAGAUCAGGGCCACCUUGCCAUUCCCACAGUUCUCCACUGACCCUGGCUUUGCAGAGAGAGCUGCAAAGUUUUCGUGUUUUGCUAACGGGGCCGGGAUGAUGAGCCCCGGGUUGAAAGAACCCGAAUUGCAGCAAAGAAUGGUUCACAAUUUGGAAACUGGAAAGCUUUCCAGAGUUCCCAGUAAUCAGUCUAUCAAGGCCUCUGGAUCUCAGAUGGCUGAGAAGUCAGAAUUGGGCGAUUCCCGGGAGAAUUCUUCGGUUUCCGAGCAGAUCCCGGGAGGGGAAACUGCCAAUUCAAGAAAGAGGAAAGCAGCUCCAAAGGAAAAAGGCAAAGAGACAACUAAUGUUGCAUCAGAGAACAAAGAAUCGAGCGCCAAGCGAAACAAGGCAGAAGAGGAUGCAAACAAGAAACAGAACAGUAAAGACAAUCCAAAGCCACCAGAGCCACCAAAGGACUACAUUCAUGUCAGAGCAAGAAGGGGCCAAGCCACUGAUGCUCACAGUCUAGCAGAAAGAGUCAGAAGAGAAAAAAUCAGUGAAAGAAUGAAACUUUUACAAGAUCUUGUGCCUGGCUGCAACAAGGUGACUGGAAAAGCUGUAAUGCUUGAUGAGAUCAUAAACUACGUGCAAUCGUUGCAACGACAGGUUGAGUUUCUUUCGAUGAAGUUGGCGACAGUGAAUCCAGCAAUGGAAUCCAACAUGGGAGCUCUUCUAACCAAGGAUAUCAUUCUCCAAUCCCGCGGAUCAGUGCAUCACAGCAUGUUCCCAACAGAUGCAUCCUAUGGGCAAAAUUUGCAUAGUGUCAUGUCCUCCAUAACCCCAUUGAGCAGAAACCUAGGAAUGGGAUUGCCUCCUCCAAUGGGAAAUUUUGUUGAAAAUCCCUCUCAGGUUUCGACGUUCUUCGAGAAUGACCUCAACAAUGUUGUCCAAAUGUGCAUUGGCCAAAACCAGGCUGAGAAUGUUCAUGGGAAUAUGACAACAGGAGCUCAAAUGAAAGUAGAGAUAUGAUCAGAUCAGAUAAUAUUCAAAGUUUCAAACAAUUUGUUUCACAUCAUUCAUUUUUGAGGCCACCCCAAAAUGACAGAGGCUUCUGUAUGUACAGAUCAGAGACUUGGAACUUGGAAGUUCACUCAAGAUGAUUAUUUUUCUCUUCUAUUCUUUUUUUUUUUUCUAUAAUUUUUAGGUCAUUAAUCAAGGAAACCAUGAUUUUAUUCUUAUUGUUUUUUUUUUCUUUUUUAAUAUUUUCAUUUUAUGGGUUAACUUCUGAGUUCUGACAACAUAAAUUGGAGAAAAAACAUACAGACCAGAUGGUUGUAAGAAGUUGUGAAAUUUUUACAUUGUAACAUAUUGUAGAAUUGUAGCUUAAUGGAUGGCAAGCUAAGGUGUUUCAUAUUUGGAAGGUUGAUGAGAGAUGUGAUGUAUUAAUUAUUUCUUUGCCCUUCAAAUUUUCAUCACUAAUUUAUUGGUUAUAGAUCAUGGGAUUCCA
This is a messenger RNA of Ipomoea triloba (trilobed morning glory), 2093 nucleotides long. RefSeq names its product transcription factor bHLH78-like. Gene Ontology annotation, biological process: regulation of DNA-templated transcription. The record is from RefSeq and is a predicted model, not a curated record. NCBI's taxonomy places the organism in Eukaryota, Viridiplantae, Streptophyta, Magnoliopsida, Solanales, Convolvulaceae. Gene Ontology annotation, molecular function: DNA-binding transcription factor activity; protein dimerization activity. Gene Ontology annotation, cellular component: nucleus. The transcript has 8 exons. Bases 302 to 1615 code for a protein of 437 amino acids.